Rhizophagus irregularis DAOM 181602=DAOM 197198 is the source of this 987-nucleotide messenger RNA. RefSeq lists its product as uncharacterized. NCBI's taxonomy places the organism in Eukaryota, Fungi, Glomeromycota, Glomeromycetes, Glomerales, Glomeraceae. The record is from RefSeq and is a predicted model, not a curated record.
AAUUAACACUGUUAACACAAGAUUUUCUUUUAUAAAGCAAUUUUUUUUUAUUUAAAAAUUUUUUAAAAAAAAUUAAUACGAAAAAAAAAUAACGUACAAAUCACUCUAUUCGCUCUAAUUAUAUUGAUCAAAGUUAACUUUCAUUAAAACGACAAUUAUGAAUGUUCCAUAUAGUCUUCAACCUAAUACUCUUAACAUUACUAAUACUGUACAAGACAUCCCAGCCGUUCUUAUUAGUAAUAGACCUAAUGAAUUGCAAAUGUAUCCUAUUACCAUGCCUCCUACUACAUCUAAUGAAAAUCCAUUGUUUCUUAAUAAUAAUAACAUCCAAGCAAUACCACCAAGUCAUUCUUUACAACCCACUCAAGACUAUCUGGCAUCUUAUCCAUGUUCAUUAACCCAUCAUCAAGAAACUACUUUUGUGAGCGAAUAUUCGUUCUUUUAUAAACCGUAUAACGACUUUCAAAUGUAUCAUAUUGUUUGUGAAGAAAUACCGUUAUCUUAUGAAUUUGUCGCUCGGUUAAUAAAUAAUCCAGACCUCAUUCGUAGUAACAAGAUUUGUAGAUUUUAUCACGAACAACCCGAGAUAAAAAAAAUUUAUCAAGUAACAUGUAAAAUGGUUCCACAUGCAUUUAUCUUUCAGUUCCUGAAUAAAAUUAUUUACAAUAUUCAAUCCACUAAUGGCGAAUAUCAGCAGCAACAAGAAUUUUCUGUUAUUCUUCAGGAAAACCUGAAGUUUCAUUUAAAAAGAGAUUUAAUUCAUUAUUUGAUGCCAAAAAGCUUUCACGAAGAAAGUUAUUAUUUACAUAAGAGAUUUGUUCAAGAUUAUUGCAAAUAUGAAAGUAUAAUGGAUUCUAAAACGGGAGCAUUUAAUACGUUUCAACAUCAAUGUUUUACUUCUCAAGGAAAUUUACAUCGCUUACAAAACGAUAAUAACGAUAGUGUUAAUUAUGAUCAACAUUAUUAUAAAAAUCAAACCUAAUAAUA